GAGGACAGAGGGAUUACACACUUUGCUGGGGGAUCAUACAAGGAAUUAACAGCAGCAGCCAUGGUGGAUGCAGCUGCAGCAGAGCAGUUCCUGGACGCCAACCCAGCAUUUGCAAAGCAGUACUAUGACAUAAACCUGAAGCCCAAAAUCAUCUCAGACCUGCUGGACAGCAACCGCCAGCCUGUGUUGGACGUCCGGACCUUCCAUGAGCUGACCAUGGUGGAUGAGAGUGAGAUUCUUUUCGACCUGGUACGGGACAUACAGGACAACUUGCAGACUGAGCGCUCCGUCUUCAAGCUCAUGAAACACCUCAGCUUCAUGAUGAGGGCCGACCGCAUGAGCCUCUUCAUGUACCGGCAGAGGAACGGCGUGGCUGAGCUCGCCACAAGAUUAUUCAACGUUCAUAAAGAUGCAAUAUACGAGGAAUGCCUGGUGCAGCCUGACAGUGAGAUUGUGUAUCCGCUGGACAUGGGCAUCGUGGGCCAUGUUGCCACAAGCAAGAAGAUGGUCAAUGUUCCUGAUGUAUCGCAGAGUUCACAUUUCAGUAACUUUGUUGAUGAGCUGACCGAGUAUCAAACCAAAAACAUCCUCGCCAUCCCCAUCAUGAACGGCAAAGACAUGGUGGCUGUUAUGAUGGCGGUCAAUAAGUUGGACGGACCGUGCUUCACUGCCAAGGAUGAGGAGGUGUUGAACAGAUAUCUUAACUUUGCCAACCUGAUCCUGAGAGUUUUCCACCUGAGCUACCUGCACAGCUGCGAGACCAGAAAGGGUCAGGUGCUGCUUUGGUCGGCCAGCAAGGUGUUUGAGGAGCUGACAGACAUUGAGAGACAGUUCCACAAGGCCUUGUAUACAGUGAGAGCUUUCCUAAACUGUGACCGCUACUCUGUCGGUCUGCUAGACAUGACCAAGACCAAGGAGUUCUUUGACAUGUGGCCCAUAUUGAUGGGAGAAGCUCCACCAUACGAUGGACCCAAGACUCCUGAUGGCAGGGAAAUUAUCUUCUACAAAGUGAUUGACUACAUCCUCCACGGUAAAGAGGACAUUAAAGUCAUUCCAGGUCCUCCAGAUGACCACUGGGCCCUCGUCAGCGGUUUACCCACUUAUGUUGCAGAAACUGGGCUGAUUUGCAACAUCAUGAAUGCUGCUCAGGAUGAUUUUUUCAAAUUCCAGGCAGAGCCGCUAGACGAGUCUGGCUGGACCAUUAAGAAUGUCCUGUCUAUGCCUAUUGUCAACAAGAAAGAAGAGAUAGUGGGCGUGGCCACGUUCUAUAACAGGAAGGAUGGGAAACCCUUUGAUGAAAUGGAUGAAACGCUAAUGGAGUCUCUGACCCAGUUCCUGGGCUGGUCCGUGCUGAACACUGACACAUACGACAAGAUGAACAAGCUGGAGAACAGGAAGGACAUCUUCCAGGACAUGGUGCUGUACCAUGUCAAGUGUCGCAAGGAUGAAAUCCAGAACGUACUGAACACCAGAGAGAGAUGGGGGAAGGAACCGGAUGAGUGCGAGGAGGAGGAACUUCAGGAAAUUCUGUCAGAGGUUCUGCCAAACGCCAAGAAAUCUGAGAUCUACGAGUUCCACUUCUGCGACUUUGAGCAUACAGAAUUGGAUCUGGUGAAAUGUGGCAUCAAGAUGUACUACGAGCUGAAAGUGGUAGACAAGUUUCACAUUCCCAGAGAGGUCUUGGUCAGAUUUAUGUACUCACUCAGUAAAGGCUACAGGAAGAUCACCUACCACAACUGGAGACAUGGAUUCAACGUUGGACAGACCAUGUUCACUCUGCUGAUGACAGGUGAUCUCAAGCGUUACUACACAGACCUGGAGUGCAUGGCAAUGGUGACUGCCGGCUUCUGUCACGAUAUCGACCACAGAGGAACCAACAACCUUUACCAGAUGAAGUCGGGUAAUCCUCUGGCCAAACUUCACGGCUCUUCCAUCCUGGAGAGACACCAUCUGGAGUUCGGCAAGACUUUAUUGAGGGAUGAGGCCCUGAACAUUUAUCAGAAUCUGAACCGCCGCCAGCAUGACCUCGUCAUCCACCUCAUGGAUAUCGCAAUCAUCGCCACAGACUUGGCUCUCUAUUUCAAAAAGAGAACAAUGUUCCAGAAGAUUGUUGACCAAUCAAAAACCUACGAGAACUGGAAUGAUUGGACCAAAUACAUGAUGCUUGAGACCACCCGCAAGGAGAUUGUCAUGGCCAUGAUGAUGACUGCAUGCGAUCUCUCUGCCAUUGCUAAACCUUGGGAGAUCCAGAGCAAGGUGGCGCUGUCUGUGGCUGCAGAGUUCUGGGAGCAGGGAGACCUGGAGAGGACCGUCUUGGAACAGCAACCUAUUCCCAUGAUGGACAGAAACAAAGCGGACGACCUACCAAAGCUGCAGUGUGGUUUCAUUGACUUUGUUUGCGCUUUUGUAUACAAGGAGUUCAGCCGUUUCCACGUGGAGAUCACCCCCAUGUUGGACCGUCUCCUAAACAACAGGAAGGAGUGGAACGCCCUCAAGGAGGUGCAUGAGGCCAAACUGGCGGCCAUUGAAGCCGAGAAGAAGGCCAAAGAGGAAGAAGCUCAGACCGCUGCAGCAGCUAAACAAGCGGCAGCUGCAUCCCAGUCGAAGACCUGUAUUCUGAGCUAG
Molecule: messenger RNA, 2625 nt
Organism: Cyprinodon variegatus (sheepshead minnow)
Lineage: Eukaryota; Metazoa; Chordata; Actinopteri; Cyprinodontiformes; Cyprinodontidae
Gene: pde6a
Product: rod cGMP-specific 3',5'-cyclic phosphodiesterase subunit alpha-like
Exons: 24
Coding region: 61-2625 (854 amino acids)
Biological process (GO): signal transduction
Molecular function (GO): protein binding; 3',5'-cyclic-nucleotide phosphodiesterase activity
Source: RefSeq, a predicted model, not a curated record